This is a messenger RNA of Cryptomeria japonica (Japanese cedar), 970 nucleotides long. Its product is annotated as pathogenesis-related protein PR-1. Lineage: Eukaryota; Viridiplantae; Streptophyta; Pinopsida; Cupressales; Cupressaceae. The transcript has a single exon. Gene Ontology annotation, cellular component: extracellular region. The record is from RefSeq and is a predicted model, not a curated record. The coding region runs from base 125 to 688 and encodes 187 amino acids.
CCUGUGGUUGCACAUGGUACCUAAUCGCUACUCCACUCAGGACUCAUAAUUCCUUUAUUUCUUUUAACUAAUCUUCUGUGAUAAACAAAUUUAAUAAUACUCUUUUCUGCCAUUAUAAAAUGGAAUGAGAAGUGGUCAUAUUAUGCAGGAAGGCUCUGCAAUGGUGGGAUUUAAGUUUAUUACUUUUCUGCUAUUAGCAGUGCUUUGGUUUUCUGUAGCCCAUUGCAUUGCAGGUGAUAACAACAGACAAGGAAGAGUGCUCCGUAGGAAACAGAACUAUGUGCCCCAGUUUUUAGUUCCACAGAACCAAAUCAGGGCAAGAGUUGGAGACCCACCAUUAAGAUGGAGCAAAAAGCUUGCUAACUAUGCAAAAUGGUGGGCAAACCAGAGGAGGGGGGACUGUAGCCUAACACAUUCUAAUGGCCCAUAUGGUGAAAAUCUCUUCUGGGGAAGUGGUAAAGCUUGGCAACCUAAGGAUGCUGUUUCUGCAUGGAUUGGAGAGUACAAGUUUUAUAACUAUCAGAGGAAUUCUUGCAAUGGGUAUCAACAAUGUGGGCAUUAUACUCAGAUUGUAUGGAGAAAAACAAGGAGUGUUGGGUGUGCUAGAAUAAUAUGCAACCGUGGGGAUGUGUUCAUGACAUGCAACUAUGAUCCUCCGGGCAAUUACAUUGGGCAGAAACCUUAUUGAGGAUGUAAUUUGUUGCUAUAUAUUAUGAUUUUUAUUAAAAAGAUAUUAUGAAUCUGUUUUGUGCUCUCUUCUUCACGCUGUCAAGUAGGAAUUUGUACAAAAGCUAUGUUGAAGACGGUUUAGGAAUGCCUAAUGGCUUGUAAUGUUGAUGGUGGGUACCCAUCUAUGCUACUGCUCCCUUUGCUUUGAAAUGUUUCUACUGUAUAACCCGUACUUCACUCUGUAAUGCACCCUUGGAAAUUGUCUAUUUUGUAGUGAUUAUGAGAAGGAUGUCAUUCCAAA